This is a messenger RNA of Microplitis demolitor, 882 nucleotides long. Its product is annotated as protein Mpv17. Gene Ontology annotation, cellular component: membrane; cytoplasm. Lineage: Eukaryota; Metazoa; Arthropoda; Insecta; Hymenoptera; Braconidae. The record is from RefSeq and is a predicted model, not a curated record. Bases 226 to 783 code for a protein of 185 amino acids. The transcript has 4 exons.
AUACUGAGAGAAAUGUCAGAAUUGUGCCGGUUUAUUACCAGUGUAAUAAAUAAUUUCAGUUUAAUUAUAAAAAUAAUAUGAGACAUUAUUUAAACUUAUCAAUCGUUUUUGAUAAAUAAAUAAUUGUUUGCGUCCUCCUAAAAUUAAUUAACAAACACUUGAUAGCACAGUAUCUGCUAACCAAGUUAACCUUCAAGUUGAGUGAUAAAUAAAAAUAAAAAAAAAAUGAGUGGGUUUUUUAAAUUAUAUAAACAAUUUUUGAAUAAAUAUCCGCUGGGAUUACAAGCUAUACAGGCUGGAGCAUUGAUGGCUACUGGUGAUCAAUUAGCACAAAAUUUAGUUGAAAAACGCAACUUUAAUGAGUUAGAUUUUGUGCGAACUGCAAAAUUUUAUGCAGUUGGUUUUUUUAUCGGUGGUCCAGCAACGAGAACUUGGUAUGGAGUUCUUGAUAAAUAUAUCGGAUCAAAGGGAAAAAUUGUUGCGUUAAAAAAAGUUGCUUGUGAUCAAGUAUUGUUUGCGCCGGCAUUUAUUGUCGUUUUGCUCACGUCUAUUGGACUGAUGCAGGGAAAAGAUAUUGGAGGAAUAAAAACAAAAUUGACUAAUGAGUACAAAGAUAUUCUUAUAAAUAAUUAUAAGUUAUGGCCGAUGGUACAGCUGGUGAACUUCACGUUUGUUCCUCUGCACUAUCAAGUAUUGUUUGUGCAAUCAGUUGCUGUUUUCUGGAAUACUUACGUAUCCUUUAGAACCAAUAGAGAUGCGUUAAAACCAAAGGCGAUAGUGUAGCUAAUAAGUUGUAUAAUUAAUUGUGUAUAUAAGUAUUACUUUUAUAAAAUAAUUUUAUAAGUAAUGGGUUAUUUCUGAGAUAUAUUUAUUUAGGGCAUU